UAACAGUCCCCUGGCAACGGACCAGAGUGCCAAUUAUCACCAAAGUCCCCCAGGUUCUCCCAUCUCACUCUAGUAUCAGUAUCAUCAGCAGCGCCGGGAAAGUUUAGAAGCUUCUAGCGUCAGGGGAAAACGCCAUCGCUGACACAGGCUCUGAUCCUAGCCAUAUAGACUCCUCUGCAGGAGGACGGGGGCUCCAAACCUUCCUCCUGCUGAAUUAGUGAGAGCGAGAGAGAGAACAAGAGAGAGAGAGAGAGAGAGAGAGAGAGAGAGAGAGAGAAACAUAGAGGAAUCAGCAUGGGUUCCAGCUCCUCUUCCUAUGCCCCCAAAACCAUCUAUCUGGACGUGGAUGGCAAGGUUCAGAAGGUGGUUUUCAGUCGGCACUGCAGCCCAUGUGACAUCAAGGAGCUUCUUUGUUCCUCAUCCAACAUCCCCAGGAAUACUGCCAUCAUGAUGGUGGAUCCUGAAGGGGCCCUGGUGUCCAUAGACCCGACUAUGCCUACCAACUCUCCCAACUCCUUGUACAAAGUCAUUUCUUUGUCCACCGGUCAGCUAGGAGAUAAAGAAGACAUGUUUCAAAACGUGUUAUCUCAGGUGGCAGAGCAGUUCAGCAGGGCUUUCCGAAUCAACGAGCUGAAAACUGAGGUGACCAACAGACUGGCCAUGUUGGAGAAAAGAGUGGAGUUGGAGGGACUGAAGGUUGUGGAGAUUGAGAAGUGCAAAAAUGACCUAAAGAAACUACGAGAUGAGAUGACAUCCAGAGGAGGAGGGAGAGUUGGGAACUGUCCCUGCAAAUACAACUUCUCAGACGACGGGAAGAAGCUUAAUCCCAGACGUGACGUCCCAAGUUAUCCAAAGUACACCUUAUCCCAGGAGACUAUUGAAGCACUGAAGAAGCCAACAUUCGAUGUCUGGCAUUGGGAACACAAUGAGAUGCUAAGCUGCUUGGAGUAUAUGUAUCACGACCUGGGACUGGUGAAGGAAUUCAACAUGAACCCCAUCACUCUCAAACGCUGGCUGCUGGGCAUUCAGGAGAACUAUCGCAGCAACCCGUUCCACAACUUCCGCCACUGCUUCUGUGUCAGUCAGAUGAUGUAUGGCAUGAUUAACCUGUGUAACCUGCCGGAGAAGAUGACUCUGACGGACAUGGGCAUUCUCAUGACAGCUGCAGUGUGCCACGACCUGGACCACCCCGGGUACAACAACACGUACCAGAUCAACGCUCGCACAGAGCUGGCCGUGCGUUACAACGAUAUAUCUCCCCUGGAGAACCAUCACUGCGCCGUGGCCUUCCAGAUCCUCUCGCUGCCCGAGUGCAACAUAUUCGCCAAUGUCGAAUUGGAGGCCUACAAGCAGAUCAGACAGGCCAUCAUUACCCUGAUCUUGGCCACAGACAUGGCCCGGCACGGAGAAAUAUUAGACUCCUUCAAACAUAAAGUGGACAGCUUUGACUUCACCAACGAGGAGCACGUCACAUGCCUGAAGAUGGUUUUGAUCAAAUGCUGUGACAUCUCCAACGAGGUUCGGCCUACGGAGGUGGCUGAACCCUGGGUGGACUGUCUGCUGGAGGAGUAUUUCAUGCAGAGUGACAGGGAGAAGACUGAAGGGCUGCCGGUGGCUCCGUUCAUGGACAGAGACAAAGUGACCAAGCCCACUGCCCAGAUCGGAUUCAUCAAGUUUGUCCUCAUCCCAAUGUUUGAGACAGUCAUGAAGCUCUUCCCCCAGAUUGAGGAGAUCAUGGUGCAGCCUCUGAGAGACUCUAGAGACCACUAUGAGGAGCUGAAGCAGAUCGAUGACGCCAUGACAGAGGGCUCUGGCUCUCGUUUUAUGAUCCAAAAAUUCAAAAAGGUCAUGGGUCGUCCUGAUCUGCGUCUUUGAAGACAAGAUGGAGGGUGAAAAGGCUUGUCUUCUACACACUGAACCAACCUUAGACUACAUGAAACCUCCUGGUUGAUCUCCACUGUUUUGUUAUGGACAUUACAGAAGGACAAUGGCUCUGUUUCAAUGUCCACACUAGCAUACUACUUAGGAGGAAUUAAUGUACCAGGCACAUUGGAAUAUAGCUAAUCUGAAAGCUAAUUGGUCAUUGCAGGUAUCAACGGCUGUGUUUACACAGGCAGCCCAAUUCUGAUCUUUUUGCCCAAUUAUUGGCAAAAUAUCUGAUCUGAUUGGUCAAAAUACCAAUAUUUGGGCAGAAUAUCAUAAUUGGUCUGUCUAUGUAUAUGCAGCCUAUCAUAAUUUCUGAGUGACAAUUGGUCAUUGUAGGUAUUAACAUGCCAUAUUUUCUGCUUUCUGUUUUUAGUCACACUUGUUGAUGUUGAUAUUACGGUAUAAUGAAUAACAACUAAGUUGUUUACUAGAACAUUCACGUUUCCUUUUUCAAUUCUCCUAUUCAAAUGCAAAACUGUUUCUGAAACAGUUUGAAUAAAUUGACUCUUAAUUUAACCAUGUCAAGUACACAGCAUAUUUUAACAUAAUUAACAUAAUUCUUAUUAUGAGUUUAAACAAAUUCAACUAAUUAUCCCGUAGUGUGUGCACUGAAUGAAUUUACAUAAAUUCAUAUUUUGAGGUUUGUGUAAUAGCACAUCUAUUGUUGUGCAAUAUAUUCAGUCUUAGAUACAUGUUGUAAGUUAUUACAAAAGUAUUUAAAUACAAUCUAAAAUGUUAUUCUUGUAUUCCAUUUCUUUUUGCAUAGUACAUCCUACAUAAACUGUGCAAAAUACAGCACAGUUGUAAAACAUAUAACAUCCUUUUAUACUAAAUGUGUCACCUGGUAAUAAACUCCACCAGUAUUUUGGAAAGUUGCAGGUUAUUAAGAAGAAAUCAAUAUGUACAGUAGUAUCUGAUUUUCAUCUCAGAAAGUAAUUCUCAUCGAAGGUUCAUGAGUCAUGCCAUUGACCCUUCUCCGAUUGGUGCAGCCAUGAAUGAACCAAUGGGAGGUCAAGCUCGGGAGUCUUUGAAAGCUUGUGUACUUUACUUGAUAUCUGUAUUCUAUUGUGUAUGCUUUAUGCACAAUAUGGAUGUCCCAUGCUUACGCUUGGAUUUCCUGCUCAUUGUCGUUUAGGAAGCGUAGUAGUCUGUAGCUUCAGGCUUUGAGGGGGUAUGUGUUGAAACAAGACUUCUUUGCCAGUUUUGUUGUACAACCCCAAGCUACCACUUAACCGACAUCUCUCUAUAGUGUCCCUCCACAAAAAUAAGUGGGUGGUAUUCAACAGCUACAGUAGAUUUUCUAUUGCCAGUUUUAUAACCUUUGUUUAUUGCAACCUGUUUCACAUUUCCAAGCGUGAUAAUUGUCCAUCUGUAAGACGUUACUUACAUAUGAUUACACUUUUUAUGACCUACAUGAUUCUGAUGACAUUUGGAUGAUAAAGUAAUUUAUAUGGCCCAGAAGAAUCCAAAGAGAUAGGAUGUAAAUACUGACUUUAAUGUUUUUAGCAGGUCUGCUGCUAGAUACUAAUGACUUUUGGAAAAUUCCAGAGGGACAAACAGGGAUGAAAAUAACUUUCUUCUGUACGUUUUCUUUGCUAGUUGGCUUCACGUAUAAGACCUUUUCACCUCUUUUCUGCUUCUGUUUGAUGGGGUUGAACUUAGGUCCUGAGUAUAGCCUAGUCAUUUUGUUUAGAGGGAACUAUCUCUAUACUCCAUGUUGCAUGAAAGUAACCACUAGUCCUUGCUUACUCACUCUCCCCCCAACAUUGUAUCUUUCUGAUAAAUUAUACUUUGCGUGUAAACUAUUUGUUUUAGUUCUUUGUUUGAUUCUCACUGCAGUAUCAUUUUGCCCUUUUCUCUCAUUUCAAUUACUCAUAAACACCCCUUAGACAUGUCCUACUCUGUUGAUGAUGCAGCAGCAAGAGACUGAGAUGACUCCCAAGACAAUUAUAACCUUUUUCAUCACUCAAGUUUCUUCAAAGAAAGGACAACUCUCAGUUGACACUAAGAGACACGUCUGAAGCCUUUGAAUGAGAGUAAUCACCCCCCAGCCCCCUCUCCCUCUCUCCCUCCCUCCUUCGCGCUACUCUCACUUGCGUGCAAGACAUCAAGACACACAGUAUUUACAUUAACCAGAAGGAAUGCUUUAAUUAGCUAUGACAUACUCUUAUCACGAAGGAGACAUAUUGAUUUAGUUUAAUAUACUGUAUGCACCCUUUAAAUACCUUGUAUCAGAUUACCUAAUAAAUGUAAUCAACAAUG
Coregonus clupeaformis (lake whitefish) is the source of this 4188-nucleotide messenger RNA. Its product is annotated as high affinity cGMP-specific 3',5'-cyclic phosphodiesterase 9A. The coding region runs from base 295 to 1875 and encodes 526 amino acids. The transcript has 19 exons. Gene Ontology annotation, biological process: cGMP catabolic process. Lineage: Eukaryota; Metazoa; Chordata; Actinopteri; Salmoniformes; Salmonidae. Gene Ontology annotation, molecular function: 3',5'-cyclic-GMP phosphodiesterase activity. The record is from RefSeq and is a predicted model, not a curated record.